AUGGCACUCAAGCUCUCCGACAAGCAGAAAGUCUCCGCAGCUAUCGCGAUAUCAUUCGCCUUCUUCAUCGCCGAGAUCGUGGUCGCUAUUAAGACGGGCAGUCUGGCCCUUAUGGCCGAUGCAUUCCACUAUCUGAACGAUCUUAUUGGUUUCAUCGUGACCUUGUGGUCCAUUAUUAUCGAGAAGAAGACGGAGUAUCGCCAAGACUUCUCAUUUGGCUGGCAGAGAGCUCGCCUGCUGGGUUCUUUCUUCAACGGAGCCUUCCUGCUCGCCCUGGGUGUGAGCAUAUUUCUGCAGUCCAUCGAGCGGUUUAUCGCAUUUCAGGAGGUCAGCGAUGCCAAGCUGAUCCUGAUCGUGGGUUGCGUGGGCCUCGGCCUGAAUAUCAUUACCAUCACGUUUUUGCACGAACACCAUCACGGUCACGGUCAUGGCCAUCACAAUGACCACGACCAUGAGUCCCAGAACCACCCCACUCACGAAUCUGAACCCCGCUGCUUCCACCAAGACCACGCCGACUCCGACUGUCCGUCCAAAGGGGGCGGUAACGGACACCUCGCGCCAGAAGGCCACUCUGGCCACCGGCACGUCUCGCUCUCGCUCAAGGCGCCUGGGCGGGACUUGGGUAUGAUGGGGGCGCUGCUGCACGUCAUAGGGGACGCGUUAAACAACCUCGGCGUCAUCAUUGCGGCAGUUGUGAUCUUGUUCACUUCAUCACCAGGCCGCUUCUAUGCCGACCCGGCAGUUGGCCUAGCGAUCUCACUGAUGAUUGUGUCAAGUGCUAUACCCCUGGCGCGGGAUAGUGGCGAAAUAUUGCUACAAAGCGCGCCGGUGGGGGUAGAUCUGGCAGAUAUCAAGCACGACCUUGAGAAGAUCCCGGGCGUCGAUUCGGUUCAUGAACUCCACGUCUGGCGCCUAGACCAGCGCAAAGCCAUCGCCUCAGCGCAUGUCAUUGUUUCGGACCUAGACGCUACUGGCUUCAUGGCUAAAGCACGCACCAUUAGGGAGUGUCUGCACGCCUAUGGGAUCCACUCAACGACGGUCCAGCCAGAACUCCUCGCGCCCUUCUCCAUUGCCCCAUCAACUCAACCAUCGAUCAUCACCGUCACAGCACCCGCUACCGUAGGCUCAGCUCCCGAAAUUUCGGGUGGCCCAUAUAAUCUGGAAACCCUGCGUGAUCCGGCUGGGAACAGUAGCGUCAAUGUUAAUGGCGACAGUGCUGAUGCUGGCGGUGGUGAACCAGGUGGCAAUAGCGCCGCCGAGAGUGGAAGCGGUACAACUACCCCGUGCCAGAUAGUGUGUGGCCGGGGAGGGUGUGAUGCACUGAUGUGCUGCAACUCUCCAGUGUAG
Molecule: messenger RNA, 1347 nt
Organism: Dichotomopilus funicola
Lineage: Eukaryota; Fungi; Ascomycota; Sordariomycetes; Sordariales; Chaetomiaceae
Product: cation diffusion facilitator family metal ion
Exons: 7
Coding region: 1-1347 (448 amino acids)
Biological process (GO): zinc ion transmembrane transport; intracellular zinc ion homeostasis
Cellular component (GO): membrane
Molecular function (GO): zinc ion transmembrane transporter activity
Source: RefSeq, a predicted model, not a curated record